AUGAUGACGAAACUUCUCCAUGGGAUGAGCGGCUGUCUGGUAUUUAUCGAUGACAUCAUUAUCUUUGCUGACACCUGGGAGGAACACCAGAAGAUUUUGGAAGAGGUUUUGCAUCGAAUCAAAGCAGCUGGCUUGAAGCUCAAGGGAACGAAAUGUCAGUUCGGACAUGAAUCGGUUCAGUUUUUGGGACAUAUUGUAUCCGCAAGGGGAAUCCAUCCAAACCCAGAGAAAGUCCAAGCCGUACAAGAUUUUCCGACACCAUCUUCGUUGUCGGAUGUCAGAGCAUUUGUGGGAAUGGCCUCCUACUACCGCAGGUAUGUCCGUAAUUUUGCGGAUAUCGCCGCUCCUCUGCAUGAACUAACCAAAGGAGGCAGAGAAUUUUGUUGGACACCAGCAGCACAGCAAGCGUUUCAUACCCUAAAAACCCACUUAUCCACUUCACCUAUCCUUGCCUUGCCCAAUUUUAUGAUUCCUUUCACUGUUUACACUGAUGCUAGCGAUUCUGGUCUUGGAGCAGUGUUGUCGCAACGUGUUGGUUCCAGCGAAUAUGUCGUUUGCUAUGCUAGUCGGUCAUUGACAUCAGCGGAGAAGAACUAUUCAACAACUGAGAAAGAGUGUCUGGCCAUUGUGUGGGCCAUUCACUACUGGCGUCCCUACCUACUGGGAAAGGCGUUUCAAGUGGUUACCGACCAUCAAAGUUUAACUUGGCUUCAGGGACUAAAAGAACCCAAAGGUCGCUUAGCACGUUGGAUCUUAACCCUUCAAGAAUAUGACUUUGCCAUCGUACACCGCCCGGGUCGUGAGAAUAGUAAUGCAGAUGCACUUUCACGGUCUCUUCUUCCAACUACAGUCGUCAGUCAUCCUCAUUUACCGGAUGAGGAGAUCGUCAUCGGGGUUAGACCCACCCUUAUUGAAACCGAAUGGUCCCGGGAAGAGAUUUGUCAGGCGCAGCACGAUGAUCCAGUUGUCUCAACUGUACUUCAGGCAAAGUUGAACACGCCGGCCGAACAAGAAGCUCCUAGUGAUUGGACAGAUGAUAGUGAACUUCGUCGUUAUCGGCAAGUCUGGAAACAACUGGAAAUAAUUGACGGUGUUUUGCAUCGACGAGUAUCAACAAGUGGUCGGAAAGAUGGUCUCGUUCUUGUAGUUACUCGGAAAAUGCGUGCGGAUCUGUUGCGGCUCUCUCACAAUGAUCCUAGUUCUGGGCACAUGGGUAUUAAUCGCUGCGUCGAACGUUUGCAGCCGUGGUAUUACUGGCCUGGAAUGACCAGCGAGGUGCAUCUGUGGGUUGCAGAGUGUGACGUGUGCAACCAAAGGAAAUCGUCGUCAGCAUCCCACCGUUCCCCCAUGGAGAACAUCCGAGUAUCCCAACCAAUGGAGUUGUGGGCAAUGGACAUCUUAGGACCCCUUCCAAUAACAGCACGAGGGCACCAGUAUGUUUUAGUGAUGAGUGACCACUUCACUAAAUGGGUCGAAGCGGUCCCAAUGGCUGAUCAGAAAGCAGAGACGGUAGCUCGUGCGUUUAUUGACAACGUAGUGUCUCGACAUGGCGUUCCUGUGAAACUCCUCACUGACCAAGGUAGAAACUUUGAGUCGGAGCUUAUGAAAGAAGUAUUCAAGCUGUUGGGCGUUCACAAGUUGCGGACAUCACCAUAUCACCCACAGACUGACGGCCAAGUGGAGCGGUUCAACCGUACACUGAAAGCAAUAAUCUCGUCCUACGUAAAUGGUCAUCACAACGACUGGGAUUUACAUUUACCCUUGGCUUUAUUCGCAUAUCGAACAAGUGUCCAUUCCUCGACACGCGUAUCUCCAUUUAAAGCAGUUUAUGGGAGAGAUGCUACUACGCCACUCGUGUUACUGGGCAGCACGGAGAAGCCCAAGACCCGGUUGAUUGCCGACUACUGUGCUGAACUUGAGUUUACGCUGAGUCCACGCGACGGUUGCUGA
Molecule: messenger RNA, 1950 nt
Organism: Paramuricea clavata
Lineage: Eukaryota; Metazoa; Cnidaria; Anthozoa; Malacalcyonacea; Plexauridae
Source: the annotation of a GenBank genome assembly